Solanum dulcamara is the source of this 3070-nucleotide messenger RNA. Its product is annotated as putative E3 ubiquitin-protein ligase RF298. Bases 175 to 2871 code for a protein of 898 amino acids. The transcript is spliced from 3 exons. The record is from RefSeq and is a predicted model, not a curated record. NCBI's taxonomy places the organism in Eukaryota, Viridiplantae, Streptophyta, Magnoliopsida, Solanales, Solanaceae.
GAGAGAGAGAGAGAGGGGCGUUCAAUGUAUAUAUUAAAGCUAAGAAAAUAAAAAUAAAAAAGAGAAACAAAAACUAAAAAAAGGAUCUUCUCUACUCUUUCUCUAAUCUCCAUGCUCUUAGAUUUAUCCUACCUUUGAUUUGCUCGAAACUUUUAGCUCUAAAUCUGCUAAGUUAUGGCAUCAAUGGUUGCAAAGGCAUGUGCUACGCCAUCGGCUCAAUAUACACCGGCUGUGACAGUCAUGGAAAAAGGAAGUAGGAAUAAGAGGAAAUUCAGAGCAGAUCCACCUCUAGCUGCCCCGAAUAAAAUGAUACCUUCUCCUCAGUUUGAGUGCACGAGUUUUGAAUUUUCAGCGGAUAAAUUUGGAAUGAUCCCUAAUCAUGAAUUGUCGAAUGGUUGUGAUAUGUGUAGCCUGAAGCAAGACAGCUCAGAAAGUUUGAAACUUGACCUCGGAUUAUCUUGCAGUGUAGGAUCAUCUGAAGUAGGUCCAAGUGAGCCUAGAGAGGUAGUUGAAACAGCUGAACAGUUCCAUGAUGCUGAUUGGAGUGAUCUUACGGAAGCGCAGCUAGAAGAGCUUGUCUUGAGCAACUUGGAUACAAUUUUCAGAAGUGCAAUUAAGAGAAUAAUGGCCUUUGGUUACAGUGAAGAGAUUGCCACAAAGGCUGUUUUAAGGUCUGGUAUUUGCUAUGGUUGUAAGGACAUUGUAUCAAACAUAGUGGAGAAUACAUUGGUUUUUCUUCGUAGCGGCCAUGACAUUGACUCAUCCGGGGAUCAUUAUUUUGAGGAUUUGCUGCAAAUGGAAAAGUAUGUGUUGGCUGAAUUGGUCUGCGUUUUGCAGGAAGUUAGGCCUUUCUUUAGCACUGGUGAUGCAAUGUGGUGCUUGUUAAUAUGUGAUAUGAAUGUAUCUCAUGCUUGUGCAAUGGAAAGUGAUCCUUUGACUAAUUUGGUUGGUGAUGGGGGUGAAAAUUCCUCUGCUUCUGUGCAGCCUCAUUUGCAAUCCGAGGCCAAGAGUUCUGUAUCCAUCACUAGAAUUCCCUGUAAGCCAAAUCCUUCAUUUGCUUGUGCACAUUGUUCGUCUGAGACUUCCAAUGUCGCUUCUGCUAUUUCUGGGCAUAGCUUUCAGUUGGAGGCAUCCAGUAUGACAGGAGUCCAUCAAAUCAAACCUAAACCUUCAUUUCCUCUGAGUGGAAUUAUCCCAGAGAAAAAUUCUUCAAGUUCUCUGUUUGACACUGUUGAUAAAACCUUUACGGCCACAGGAACACCCAAUCCUCCAACCAUUGAGGAGGAGUUUGUGGGUACUAGAAAGGCAUCUGGCAUCACCAAAAGGGAGUAUAUACUUAGGCAAAAGUCCCUACAUCUGGAGAAACAUUACCGCACUUACGGUUCUAAAGGGGUCUGUAGGAAACUCAAUGGUUUUAGUGGUUUAGUAUUAGAUAAUAAACUUAAGUCCAUGGCAGACUCUGCCGGCAUGAAUUUAAAGAACGCUUCAUUGAAGGUCAAUAAGAUCUCUGUUGCUGGGAGACAAGAUAACGUACACCAUAGUAUCUCAACAAAUAAUGGAUUUUCUUCAACAUCAGUUUUUGGGUCCAAUAAUGGAAAUGGACCUGUUCCAUUACCUAAUACAAAUAUCCCUUAUUCAUCACCACAAGUCAAUACUUCACCUGCAUUGCCUGCUGCUGAUACUGAGCUAUCGCUCUCAUUCCCUGCCAGCAACAUGACCCCAAUGCCUCUUAGUUAUAAUUCUGGGAGCGGUGUUUGUGCCUUUAAUAUGAUUCCUAAUGAAAAAUCUAUUGCUCAAUGGGUUCCUCAAGACAAGAAAGAUGAAAUGAUUCUAAAGUUAGUUCCAAGGGUUCGCGAAUUGCAAAGUCAGCUCCAAGAGUGGACAGAAUGGGCCAAUCAAAAGGUUAUGCAAGCCACUCGUAGACUGAGUAAAGACAAAGCUGAGCUUAAGACGCUUAGGCAAGAAAAAGAAGAAGUGGAGAGGCUGAAGAAAGAGAAGCAGAGUUUGGAGGAAAAUACCAUGAAAAAGCUAGCUGAGAUGGAGAAUGCCUUGUUUAAGGCUAGGGGACAAGUCGAACGAGCUAAUGCUGCUGUCUGUAGGCUUGAAAUUGAGAAGGAUGUACUAAAGAGGGAUAUGGAAGCUGCCAAAUUGCGUGCAGCAGAGUUAGCUGCAAGCUGUCAGGAAGUAUCAAAGAGGGAAAAGAAGGCACUCAUGAAGUUCCAGUCAUGGGAGAAGCAGAAAGCUAUAUUUCAGGAUGAACUGGUAGCUGAAAGACGAAAGCUGAUGGAACUCCAACAACUACUGGAGAAAGCUGAAGAUGUUCAUAACCAGCUCGAGGGUAGAUGGAAGCUGGAAAAGGCGGCCACUGAAGAUUUACUUAGGCAGGCUAGUUCAAUAAGGAAAGAGAGAGAACAAAUUGAAACUUCAGCCAAAUCCAAAGAGGAUACGACCAAAUUAAAAGCUGAAAGUAGUUUACAAAAGUAUAAAGAUGAUAUUGAAAGGCUAGAAAAGGAAAUAUCCCAGCUCAGACUAAAGACCGAUUUUUCAAAGAUAGCUGCUCUUAAAAGAGGCAUAGAUGGAAGCAAAGUGACCGACUUUAGAAAUGCUCCAUUACCAAAGGACACUCAAAUACCUUAUAUCUCCACAUUGGUGACAGAUUUUGAGGAAUAUUCUCAGGAUGGAGGGGUGAAACGAGAACGUGAGUGUGUCAUGUGCUUGUCAGAGGAGAUGUCUGUGGUUUUUCUGCCAUGUGCUCAUCAAGUGGUAUGCACGACAUGCAACGAGCUCCAUGAGAAGCAGGGAAUGAAAGAAUGUCCUUCUUGUAGGAGCCUGAUCCAGCACCGGAUUUGUGUGCGUUAUGCUCGUACUUAGAGUUGCUUCAGAGACUUUAUAAUGAAUAAUGCAUUUGUGUUGCCCUUUUCAAAUGUCUGGACAAUUAUGCUUGCAAUAUGUGACUCUUUUCAAGAAUGAAAAGUAACAGAAAAAAAAUAAGAACAAAAAGAGAAAGAGUGUUUAGUGUGGCCUUUGUAAAUCAUGUCUCUUUUAAAUAAAACUUGAGUUUUCCUUCUUU